AACAGUUUUUUAAAUGUUUAGUAGAUUGCAGAUGUUUAAAUAUUCGAAGUUUGAAAACAAGGGGUAAAAUAGGUUUAAAAAUUAGUUAAGUGAGAAAUUUUCAAAAAAUUGGAGUAAAAUCAAUAGUACGUCAAUUUUUUGGACCUAUAUAUUAAUGCCCCUUUUAACUAAUACAUUAUCAUGUGCAUUUCAUUAUUAGAAAAAAAAAAUAAUAAUAAUAAAAAUAUAAAAAAACAUAACAAUACUGUAUGCAUCCGAAUCGAUCGGUUUUCAUCUGUUAUAUAUAUGUAUAUAUAUAAUUAAGGGACGUAAUCAGAGUUGACAAAGUUUUCCCUACGUCGGAUCCUGCCACAUGGGUACACGCACCACCUAUCUUGUACAAAUUCCAAUGGAUCGUUGACUUAAAUUUAAGUUGAGUUUGGUUCUCGGAAUAAUCUUGAAGCAGAUAUGAAUCCUAUGACAUAAUCAUAUACAAGUUUAUCAUACAUAAUUGCUUGUUUUCAUGAAUUUUCAGAUGGAACCACAAAAUACUAAACAAGUUCAGAUUGUUGAUAUCCCUGGCCAUGUUCCUGAUGAUGGGAUUGGAUCAAGCUCUCUGGAUUCCAUGGAACGUGCCACGGUUCUCACCGUAGAUUGCACUGCAGAACAAGAAAUUCCCAAGAUCGCUAACAAUUCUGACGAUGUUCCUCCUGACGAACAUGCCACGUUUCGCUCCAUAGAACUAAAAUUUUCCGGGACUCUACUGUUACUGGCAGCGGUAUUUGGUGUUGUCAUAAUAUUUAUGGAUGUAUGCCUCGGCAUUUUUGCCAAAAGUUCAACAAUACUAACUGUUGCAGCACAUUUGUAUGCUGAUGUUGCCACAUUGGCCAUCUCGGUGUGGGCAGUUUCCAGCUGGGAAGCCCCACCCAGUGAAUCGCCUUAUUACCGGCGGUUUUUAAGGAUUGAAAUUCUCGGAGCCCUACUUUCCAUCCAACUCAUAUGGCUGUUCUCUGGGAUAUUGGUGUAUGAAAGCAUAGUGAAAACCAUCGACAACACAGCUGAGGUGAAUGCCGUCAUAAUGUUUCCUGGUGGCCUAGUUUGUCUUGGGGGAAGUGUGAUCAUGGCCUUACUUCUGGACCACAUAACUGUUGAAGGACAAGAUGGUGAUUUUCGUCACAGCGACGAAAUGACAAUUUCUAGUACUCGUAAUGAUCGUAAACGAUCACUUGAUCAUGAUGCUGCUGAUCAGAGUCGACCACUGUUGGAUAAGCUUGCAAAAGACAGAUAUGAAAAGAUAAGGCAGAGGUGCAUAAAAGUACUCCGUGCACUUAAGGACUCCGUUCAUGCUAUUGCAGUACUGAUUUGCGCGGCGUUCAUUUUGUACGAGCCUGAGUGGAAGGUUUUUGAUUUGAUUUGCACCCUAAUUUUCUCUGUGACUCUUCUGUGGAAGACUGUCAAGAUGCUGCGUAAUGUACUUGAUGUCGUGAUGGGAAGGACGCCUAGAGCGAUUCAUGUGAAGAGGACUUGAAAAGAAACUGUUGGAGAUGGAGGAUACGAUGGAUGGAAAUUAAUGAAAUGCAUAUUUGGGCUGUCACAAUGGGAUAGCCGUUCUGGUUUGCAAUGUGAUGGAUUAUAUCAGAGAGCUGGAUAUAGCUUCAGCAGUGUCAAUCUGCAAAUUGAUUGUUAGUAGGUUUAAAGGACAAAGAUGAUUGAUUAUAGAAGCCUCCCUCGGUGUGCAUUGCCAAGAUGUUUUUCGAGAUUUCUCUCUUCGUCCCCAACUUUGAUUUCUGUGUUUCCCCUUUCCGUUUUUCGUUUGUUGGUCUCUCUUUACUUGUACAUUGGACAGUUCUUUGGUGGACAGACUGUUCAUUAUCUAUUAAAAGAUGGAUUGUCGAUAUUGUGUCGAACAAAUGUCGUAACAUUAAUAGAUAACAUGUCAAUAACUAAAUAUAUCGUUGUGUUAUUGGUACAAUAAUUGACAUUAUUAAUAUAAAGAUUCACUUUCUAUA
This is a messenger RNA of Pyrus x bretschneideri (Chinese white pear), 1988 nucleotides long. RefSeq names its product metal tolerance protein A2-like. The transcript is spliced from 2 exons. The coding region runs from base 503 to 1507 and encodes 334 amino acids. Gene Ontology annotation, cellular component: vacuole; plasma membrane. Gene Ontology annotation, biological process: zinc ion transmembrane transport. The record is from RefSeq and is a predicted model, not a curated record. Lineage: Eukaryota; Viridiplantae; Streptophyta; Magnoliopsida; Rosales; Rosaceae. Gene Ontology annotation, molecular function: zinc ion transmembrane transporter activity.